AUGUCAAGCGAUACGAUGCCCUCAAUCGAAACCCGCGCACAAGCGCCAACCGAGGAAUUAUUCAAAUACCUCACGGCCCAGGGGAACCGAAGCUAUGGCGCAGGACGUCUCACCCAGCUUGGGUAUGCUCUACAAGUGGCACAUCUGGCUCGUGAAGCAGGAGCUUAUGACAAUACGAUUGUGGCUGCACUCCUGCACGACAUUAGACAAUUCAUCCCAGUGUACGAAUAUAUGCCGGUGAUGAUUGCACCGAAUGGAUCACAGGUUGGGCGGAGAGGCCAUGCUGUAUUUGGAGAGAUAUACUUAAGAGAGUUAGGCUUCAAUGAUAAAACUUUUCGGCUCGUCGGUGCACAUGAGAUGGCGAAGCGUUACCUUACGGUAGUUGAUAAAGACUAUUAUGAUAAAUUGACUAAGAUCAGCAAGAACUCCCUGAGGCUUCAGGUGGGUGCUCCUCCAUGA
Messenger RNA from Lachnellula hyalina, 459 nucleotides. RefSeq lists its product as uncharacterized. The record is from RefSeq and is a predicted model, not a curated record. Bases 1 to 459 code for a protein of 152 amino acids. Lineage: Eukaryota; Fungi; Ascomycota; Leotiomycetes; Helotiales; Lachnaceae. The transcript has a single exon.